AUGCCGGCUGGUGUGUCGGAUCCUCCAAACAUACACCCGUCCACCUUAUCCACUUUACUCGUUUCCCCUUUAAAAUUGUCUAAUAGUCCUUCUUCUACUGUAGAGCCUACUUCGAAAGUGAGUCCCACUAAUGAAUCUCCUAUGACAUAUUUGCAUUCGAAUAUCCCCACCAGUACAACAAUCACUCAAUCAGAACAGGCAGAAGCACCUACCCUUGCACCUUCAAACGUUUACGAUACUUCCACCACAGCUCAGCCCAUCGUAUCCAGCUUAUUCAUUUCAACUCCUGUUUGGUCGAAAGUUUCUUCUACUUUGGGAUAUACUUCCAGUGAAUACGAUCUUACGACAACUUUGGAUUCGGAUUUCCCCAUUAGAACAAUUUUUACCCCACCAGAACCAACAGAAACGCUCACACCUUUGUCCAAAACUCCCUCAACUGUAGAGCCUACUUCUACAGCGAGUUACAAUUUUAGCAUUCAUACCACAAGUUUGGAUCCAAACUUCUCCACCGGCUCAACAGUCACACAACAAGAACAAGAAGAGGUACCUUCUAUGCCGGGUGGUGCGUCAGAUCUUUCUAGUACAACCACAUCCACUUCAUCUACUUUGUUCAUUUCAACACUCGAUUCGCCUCAAAUUGCUUCAACUUUAAAACCGAGCUCUAGUGAAUACUCUUCUACGACAACUUUGGAUCCAAACAUCUCUUCCAGUUCAAUGAUCACUCAAGCAGAACAAGGAGAAAUACCUUCUAUGCCGGUUGGUGUGUCAGAUCUUUCUAGUACAACCGCUACCACUCCAACUGCUUUAUUCAUUUCAACACUCGAUUCACCUAAAAUUACUUCAACUUUAGAACCCAGUUCUAGUGAAUACUCUUCUAUGACAACUUUGGAUCCAAACUUUUCCACCGGCUCAACAGUCACUCAACCAGAACAAGAAGUAGCUUCUAUGCCGGUUGGUGCGUCAGAUCUUUUCAGUACAACCGCAUCCACUUCAUCUACUUUGUUAAUUUCAACAGUCGAUUCGUCUAAAGUUCAUUCAACUUUAGAGCCCAGUUCUAGUGAAUACUCUUCUACGACAACUCUGGAUCCAAACAUCUCUUCCAGCUCAAUGGUCACUCAACCAGAACAAGGAGAAAUACCUUCUAUAUCUGUUGGUGUAUCAGAUUUUUCAAGUACAACCGCAACCACUCCAACUAUUUUAUUCAUUUCAACACUCGAUUCACCUCAAAUUACUUCAACUUUAAAACCGAGUUCUAGUGAAUACACUUCUACGAUAACGUUGGAUCCAAACAUCUCUUCCAGUUCAAUGAUCACUCAAGCAGAACAAGGAGGAAUACCUUCUAUG
This is a messenger RNA of Protopolystoma xenopodis, 1344 nucleotides long. The record is from the annotation of a GenBank genome assembly. Lineage: Eukaryota; Metazoa; Platyhelminthes; Monogenea; Polystomatidea; Polystomatidae.